Molecule: messenger RNA, 3570 nt
Organism: Prionailurus viverrinus (fishing cat)
Lineage: Eukaryota; Metazoa; Chordata; Mammalia; Carnivora; Felidae
Gene: FSTL4
Product: follistatin like 4
Exons: 18
Coding region: 495-2996 (833 amino acids)
Biological process (GO): regulation of BMP signaling pathway; multicellular organism development; cell differentiation
Molecular function (GO): calcium ion binding; protein binding
Source: RefSeq, a predicted model, not a curated record
GUGAAGGCCCAUCAGGAAAGUUUACUGACAGCUUACCCAGCAUGGGGCAGGGCUUCCUGACCCCCUGACUGACCUCCAGAAGUCACAACCUGCCUGUUGAGGGGAAGCCUGUGAAGGGGCACAGCAGCCCACAGGGAGAAACCAGGCCGAGCAGCUGUGUGGGAGCAAGCCUGCAUCUGAGGGUCCCUGGGCGUACCUCAUGGACUUCCAGACCGGUUCACGCCUGCAGCUUGCUGAGCCUGAAGGAGACGGAGUUGCGUGGCAUUUACAGCAGAGGAGAGAAGCUGCUUCUGUCUUCUUCAUGCACCCGUCUGCAGGAACAGAACAUGCGAGUCUAUUCCCCACCUCUGGGCCGUUCGUUUGUCUCCUCUGCCUGGACACUCUUCCCUGAGAGCUUACUUUGUCUGGCUACCUCUCAUCCUUCAAGUCUAAGCUCAAAGGUCACCUCUCAAAGAUGCUUGCCCUGACCACCAAUCUAAAUAAGACUGAACGAAAUGAAACCAGGACACUUAUGGCUGCAUCUCAUGCUGCUUGGGGUUUCCUUGCCAGCUGCACUGGGGUGGAUGGACCCAGGAACCAGCAAAGGCCUGAACAUGGGUGUGGGUGACUCACAGGCAGAGGAGUCCAGAAGCUUUGAAAUCACAAGAAGAGAAGGACUUUCUGGCCACGACAGGCUGCCAGCAUCCUGUGGGAAGAAGUUCUGCAGCCGUGGGAGCAGGUGCAUGCUCAGCAGAGAGACGGGGGAGCCCGAAUGCCGGUGCCUGGAAGCAUGCAGGCCCAGCUACAUGCCUGUGUGUGGCUCCGAUGGGAGGUUUUAUGAGAACCAUUGUGAGCUCCACCGUGCUGCUUGCUUGCUGGGGAGGAAGAUCAUCAUCGUCCGCAGCAAGGACUGCUUCCUUAAAGAUGACCCGUGCACCAUGGCCGACUAUGCCCGCCUGAAGAAAGUCCUUCUGGCGCUCCAGGCCCGCCAGCGGCCACUCCCAGAUGAGGACAGCCGACAAGACCCUGCCUCUCAGAAGCGCCUCCUGGUGGAAUCUCUAUUUGCGGACUUGGAUGCAGAUGGCGACGGCCACCUUAGCAGCUCGGAACUGGCUCAGCACGUGCUGAAGGAGCAGGACCUGGAGGAGGGCUUCCUGGGAUGCUCACCGGGUGACCUCCUCCGAUUUGAUGACUACAACAACGAUGGCUCCCUGACCGUCCACGAGCUCUACACAGCUUUCCAGGUGGUUCAGCUUACCCUCGCCCCUGAGGAUAGGGUCAGCGUGGCCACAGUGACCGUGGGGCUGAGCACGGUGCUGACCUGCGCCAUCCGCGGAGACCUGCGACCACCUAUCGUCUGGAAGCGCAAUGGGCUUACCCUCAACUUCAUGGCCUUGGAAGACAUCAAUGACUUCGGAGAGGAUGACUCCCUCUACAUCACCAAGGUGACCACCAUCCACAUGGGCAACUACACCUGCCACGCCUCCGGCCAUGAGGAGCUCUUCCAGACCCACGUCCUGCAGGUGAAUGUCCCGCCAGUCAUCCGUGUGUACCCGGAGACCCAGGCGCAGGAGCCCGGGGUGGCAGCCAGUCUGAAGUGCCACGCGGAGGGCAUUCCUAUGCCCAGAAUCACUUGGCUGAAAAACGGCAUGGACGUCUCAACCCAGAUGUCGAAACAACUCUCCCUUUUAGCCAACGGGAGCGAACUCCACAUCGGCAGUGUUCGGUAUGAAGACACGGGGGCGUAUACCUGCAUUGCCAAAAAUGAAGUGGGUGUGGACGAGGAUAUCUCCUCACUUUUCAUCGAAGACUCUGCUAGAAAGACCCGCCUCAGUGUGGGAAACAUGUUCUAUGUCUUCUCUGACGAUGGCAUUAUCAUCCUGCACCCCGCGGACUGUGAGAUCCAGAGGCACCUCAAACCCACUGAGAAGAUCUUCAUGAGCUACGAAGAAAUCUGUCCUCAAGUGGAAGGAAAUGGCACCCAGUCAUGCCAGUGGGCAUCGGCAGUGAACAUCAGGCACCGGUACAUAUACGUGGCCCAGCCAGCACUGAACAGAGUCCUCGUGGUUGAUGUGCAAGCCCAGAAAGUCCUACAGUCCAUAGGUGUGGACCCUCUGCCAGCUAAGCUGUCCUAUGACAAGUCUCAUGACCAAGUGUGGGUCCUGAGCUGGGGGGAUGUGCACAAGUCCCAACCAAGCCUCCAGGUGAUCACAGAAGCCAGCACCGGCCAGGGCCAGCACCUUAUCCGCACACCGUUUGCAGGAGUGGAUGAUUUCUUCAUUCCUCCAACAAACCUCAUCAUCAACCAUAUCAGGUUCGGCUUCAUCUUCAACAAGUCUGAGCCCGCAGUUCACAAAGUUGACCUGGAAACACUGGUGCUGCUCAAGACCAUCAGCCUGCAGAGCCACGGCUGCGUGCCACAGGCCAUGGCCCACACCCACCUGGGCGGCUACUUCUUCAUCCAGUGCCAACAGGAUGGCCCCGCUUCUGCCGCCCCCCAGUUGCUGCUCGACAGCGUCACGGACUCCGUGCUCGGCCCCAAUGGGGACGUGACUGGCACCCCACACGUGUCCCCCGACGGGCGCUUUGUGGUCAGCACUGCUGCCACCAGCCCCCAGUUGCACGUGCAGGAGAUCACACUGCAGGGAGAGAUCCAGACUCUCUCUAGCCUGAAAAUAAGCCAGGGCAUCUCCGACGUGGCCUUCCAGCACUCCUUCACCCACGGGGAUCAGUACUACAUCUACGCCCCCCUGGAGACAGAGCCAGACCUGCUGUUCCUGGAGCUGUCCACGGGGAAGACAGGCAUGCUCAAGAACUUGAAAGAGCCGCCCACGGUGCCCGCAUGGCCUUGGGGAGGGCCCCGCAGGAUCGUGAGGGACAGCGGGCUCUUCGGACAGUACCUGCUCAUCCCAGCCCAAGAGUCGCUGUUUCUCGUCAACGGGAGACAAAACGCGCUGCGGUGUGAGGUGUCGGGCAUAAAGCGGGGGACCACAGUGGUGUGGGUGGGCGAGGUAUGAAGGAGCCCGGGGCAGAGCCCUGGGCCACCGAGCACGGCCGAGUCCUCACACCGCAGCCCCAAGCAGGCGCCCUGUACAUUUUCACGGACAAAACCUGUAUCUGCUUUGUGGUUCAACACUGGCCUCCUUGCAAGUUUCCUAGUAUAAGGUAUGCGCUGCUAACCAGAUUGGGGUUUUUCGUUGGGAAGUAUGAUUUAUGCCUUGAGCUACGGUGAGAACACACGCUGCUGUGUAAAGGAAUCAUUUCUGUGCCCAGCUACACGCCAUGUUUCCUGGGGAACGCUGCGGAACCAAGAGCUCCUGCUUUGCAGGCUGACACUUGUGUCGGUUGCCUUCAUGUACUCAUUGUCCGUCACAGCCGGGUCCAGCCGACCUCCCCCCGAUGGAGCGGCCCCGAAGCCAGGCCUGGAAACUCAGUGCGAGCCCUGGCUUUCGCUCCAGGCAUGAGAGCCACGUCUGCCCUCAUUCCGGACCUUCUUUUCUCCUGCGCAGCCGCUUCAUGCUUUUUUUCCAUGUGACUUGGUGUAAGCCUGAGGGAGAUCCAGCCAGACUUCUUGCGUCUUGGGGGAUGGGG